UUUAGGAGCCCGAAUGAGUGGGUGAUAGGUCUCUCCUGACUGGGAAGGUUGUUCCUGCAAGUCGGGAUUGGGUUUCAGGUCAGAGGGACCAUGCGGAGAGACAGGAGGGCAGAGCUGUGCUCGGGGCUGCUCCCCAGGACCUGAGCUGGGACCCAGAGUUUUCAGAGCCCACCUGAUCACUGUUACAGAAUGGACUCCAGUCCGGCGGGGACCCCCAGUCCGCAGCCCUCGAGGGCCAAUGAGAACAUCAACCUGGGGCCUUCAGCCAACCCAAAUGCCCGGCCCACCGACUUCGACUUCCUCAAAGUCAUUGGCAAAGGGAACUAUGGGAAGGUCCUGCUGGCCAAGCGCAAGUCCGAUGGCACGUUCUACGCAGUGAAGGUGCUGCAGAAAAAGUCCAUCUUAAAGAAGAAAGAGCAAAGCCACAUCAUGGCAGAGCGCAGUGUGCUUCUGAAGAACGUGCGGCACCCCUUCCUCGUGGGCCUGCGCUACUCCUUCCAGACGCCGGAGAAGCUCUACUUUGUUCUGGACUAUGUCAACGGGGGAGAGCUCUUCCUCCACCUGCAGCGGGAGCGCCGGUUCCUGGAGCCCCGUGCCCGGUUCUACGCCGCCGAGGUGGCGAGUGCCAUCGGCUACCUGCACUCUCUCAACAUCAUUUACAGGGACCUGAAACCAGAGAACAUUCUCUUGGACUGCCAGGGACAUGUGGUGCUCACGGAUUUUGGCCUCUGCAAGGAAGGUGUAGAGCCUGAGGAGACCACGUCCACGUUCUGUGGCACCCCCGAGUACUUGGCUCCAGAAGUGCUUCGUAAAGAGCCUUAUGAUCGGGCAGUGGACUGGUGGUGCUUGGGGGCAGUUCUCUAUGAGAUGCUGCACGGCCUGCCGCCCUUCUACAGCCAAGACGUGUCCCAGAUGUAUGAGAACAUUCUGCACCAGCCGCUACAGAUCCCUGGGGGCCGGACGGUGGCCGCCUGCGACCUCCUGCAAGCUCUUCUCCAUAAGGACCAGAGGCAGCGGCUGGGCUCCAAAGCAGACUUUCUGGAGAUAAAGGCUCAUGUUUUCUUCAGCCCCAUAAACUGGGAUGACUUGUACCAUAAGAGGCUGACUCCACCCUUCAACCCAAAUGUGGCAGGACCUGCUGACUUGAAACACUUUGACCCAGAGUUCACCCAGGAAGCUGUGUCAACAUCCAUUGGCUGCACUCCCGACACGAUGGCCAGCAGCUCUGGGGCCUCAAGUGCAUUCCUGGGAUUUUCCUAUGCACCAGAGGAUGAUGCCAUCUUGGAUUGCUAGAAGGAAGCACCUUCGAAACCAGUGAACACGGCCGGUAUCCGUAACAAUUACCUUCAGCCGCUAGUAACAGAGACUCAAAGUAACAAUGGCUUACACAAGAUUAUUUUUUCCCAGCACAUAAAAGAAGAAUGGUGUUAGUGUCCAUGGCUCGUAUGACAGGUCAUCAGAUACUCAGAGGCUUUCUGUAUUUCUGCUCUGCCAUCCUUGGCAAAUGGCUUCCAAUAUUAGGAUUGCUACAUUAUCACAAGAUGGUUACUGGAGCUCUAGCCACUGCUUCUGUGUCCUGGGCAAGGAAAAAGGAGGAAAGGAGGCAAAAGGGCACCUUUAUAGAGCUCCCCCAGAAGCCCCACCCAGUGACUUCUUCCAUCUUGCUAGCCACCCACCCUACUGUAUGGAGGCUGGGAUAUGUGUCUUAUUAGCUGGGCACAUUACUACCUGUGCCUGAUAACACAGGGGUUCUGACACUAAAGGAGAAGGGGAAAAUGUGGGGUAGACAACCAGCACCUCUUUCCCAGAGGGCCUCUUGGUGCCUGGAUUUUUAUCUCACUGUGUAAAAUGACAGACACGUAACAAGCUUAUAGGGUAUCACCCAACAGCCUCUUAUUUUUCUAUGUUGA
Messenger RNA from Ceratotherium simum simum (southern white rhinoceros), 1910 nucleotides. It is a transcript of the gene SGK2, whose product is annotated as serum/glucocorticoid regulated kinase 2. Gene Ontology annotation, molecular function: protein serine/threonine kinase activity; ATP binding. NCBI's taxonomy places the organism in Eukaryota, Metazoa, Chordata, Mammalia, Perissodactyla, Rhinocerotidae. The record is from RefSeq and is a predicted model, not a curated record. Gene Ontology annotation, biological process: protein phosphorylation.